Messenger RNA from Electrophorus electricus (electric eel), 1865 nucleotides. It is a transcript of the gene cd36, whose product is annotated as CD36 molecule (CD36 blood group). NCBI's taxonomy places the organism in Eukaryota, Metazoa, Chordata, Actinopteri, Gymnotiformes, Gymnotidae. Gene Ontology annotation, biological process: lipoprotein transport; long-chain fatty acid import into cell; amyloid-beta clearance by cellular catabolic process. The record is from RefSeq and is a predicted model, not a curated record. Gene Ontology annotation, cellular component: caveola; cytoplasm; cell surface. Gene Ontology annotation, molecular function: low-density lipoprotein particle receptor activity; low-density lipoprotein particle binding; scavenger receptor activity.
UCCCUCCCGGUCGCAGGCUCCGAGCUUCCACCAUGGGCUGCUGUGACUUGAAGUGCUGGCUCAUCGCGGGCACCGUCGUGGGGGCCAUCGCCUGCCUCGCCGGGCUUAUCCUCAUCCCCGUGGGCAACGUGGUCAUUGAGGGCACUGUCAAAAAGGAAGCAGUGCUGCAACCGGGCACCACGGCCUAUAAGAACUGGAUAUCGGCCGGAGCGCCGCUCUACAGGCAGAUGUGGCUGUUCGACGUGCAGAACCCCGAGGAGGUCGUGAGAAACGGCAGCGUCCCCGUACUUAAGCAGAGAGGACCGUACACGUACAGGACACGUUACAUUCCCAAAGAAAAUGUCACAUUCAAUGACAACUACACUGUGAGCUUCCUGUUGCCAGCAGGAGCCAUCUUUGAGCCGUCCAUGUCAGUGGGGACAGAGGAAGACAUAGUGACUUCACUGAACCUGGCUGUGGCAGGCGCCUACAAUCUUAUAGAUCAUAAGCUGGCUAACAUGCUCAUUCAACUGAGCAAGUCCACCCUGUUCCAGAGCAGGACCGUCAGGGAGAUGCUGUGGGGUUAUAGAGACCCCAUGCUGAAAAGCAUCAUGGGACUCUUUUAUCCAUACAACAACACGUUUGAUGGGCCUUACAAUGUGUUCACGGGCCAAGACGACACCAACAAAGUGUCUGUGAUUGAUAACUGGCAGAACCGUCCGUCCGUGCUGUACUGGAACGACACUUACUGUAACAUGAUCAACGGCACAGAUGGCUCAUCCUUCUCUCCAUUUCUGGACAAGAAGAAGCACCUCUACUUCUUCCCCUCUGAUAUAUGUAGGUCUGUAUAUGCUGAGUAUGUCAACAGUCUGGACCUGAAAGGGAUCACGGUGUAUCGCUUCAUGUUGCCACAGUCCAUUUUUGCCUCCCCCACAGUCAACCUGGAUAACAAAUGCUUCUGCACAAAUUAUGAGGUGACCAACAACUGCACCAUGGCAGGAGUUCUGGAUAUCAAAGCGUGUAAAGGUGCUCCGGUGUUUAUCUCCCUCCCUCACUUUCUCCACGGAAGCCCAGAACUGCUGCAAACCGUGAAUGGACUAAAUCCUGAUCCCGAAGAGCACUCCACCUUUCUGGAUGUGGAACCAAUUACAGGCUUUACUCUGAGGGUCUCCAAAAGGCUUCAAGUCAACAUGGUUUAUGGCCCGUCCAAAGAUAUCAAGAUUCUUAACCAAGUGAAGCAAAUCACAAUGUUUCCACUCGUGUGGCUGAACGAGACGGCGUCUCUCGACGACGAGACUGCAGACAUGAUCAAAAGGGAGUUGUUUUCCCGGAUGGGAACGCUGGAGACGGUGCAGAUAGCACUCAUAGCAUCCGGAGCAGUGCUGUUCAUCUUCUGUUUGAUCGGAGUGUGUGUCGUGAAGCAGACGACGGGGAAAAAAGUCUUCUGAGCAACGUCUGACAGGAAAACUGCUUUUGUAUGUUUUUAAAUUUUUUCGAUGUAGCACUUUAUAUUAAUUGUUUAUCUGAAUCUUGUGUGUACAGUAAUUUUGUUUUUGUAUUCUGGAUUAUUUAAUUUUCUUUUCUUUUCUUUUUUUGGCAAAAUUAUCCAGUUGAAUUUUGGGUGUUAAAUCAAAGGCAAAUCAAUUAAAUUUAAGGGAAGUCAAGGCCUAAUGAGAUAACAUUUGAAGAAUCACCUCCAGGAAACUUCUGGAUCAGUCCUGGAUCAGGUUAACCUGCUCAGCUUGUCUUUCCCUUUGCAAAACCUAAUUGGACACGUUAAACCAACACCCCUAAAAAUUAAGGACAUUUGUUUUUAUAAUAUUUUUUCAAUGCUUCUUUUCAGAAUGUCAUCCCAGUUGGCAGUUUCAAUAAAGAAUCUCAAAGUC